AGUGAUGGAUGUGGAAAUGAAGGGAAGGAGAAGUUAAGCAUUGCUCCACACUUUGUGUCAGUACGGAAGAUAGAGUUGUUUUCCAAUGUUUUUAUGUAGUCAAAAAGUGGCAUAAAUCUUCACCAUGUGGAACUUUAUUCUUCUUCUCUGGUCCUGCAUUCGUAUCGCUGUUGUUGUAGGAGCUCCACAUACAGUUACAGGACACAGAGGAGAGAGAGUUGAGAUCAGAUGCUCAUAUAAACCCGGAUAUGAAUCAAAUUCAAAGUAUUUUUGUAAAGGAGAGUGUAAAUACGUUCCAAAUAAAAACAUCAUGGUUGAAUCAGGAUCUCCAGCUAAAGACGAGAGAUUCUCUCUGACUGACGACAAGAAGAACAGAGUUUUCACCGUCAACAUCACUGAUCUGAGAGCAGAGGAUGAAGGACAAUACUGGUGUGCUGUGAAGAGGACUUUGCUUUUUACUGACAUCUAUUCAGAGAUUUUGUUGAAGGUUAAACAGGGUCCGUUGACUCCAACCCCUUCACCUGACACAGGUUCAUUUGGUAUCAUCAUCACAGGAGUUUUGGUUUUGCUCCUGAUAGGUGCUGUAUUGCUUAUAGUGGCCAUACGAAAGAAAAAGCAGACUUGUGGUCCGGUCUCCUCCUUCACCAAAGGGCUUCGGCUGACAUUAAGAAAAGGAGAAGAGAAUAAAUAUGAUAAAGGAAACCCGACUGGCCUGCCAAACUCGCACACAACUCAAUGUGAUAUUUCUGCAGAAAAUGAGUUUCACAGUCCCGUGAACACCGACACAGACCUCGACUACACAAAUGUUACUUCUGCAGUGACAAACAGUCAGAAUCUGGAUCAGAUCUACACAGAACUCAACGCCAGUAGACAGAGUCACAUUUAUCAGUGUCUCAAAGCUGAUUCUGCUCAAGAAGAGUCGAUCUAUCACAAUAUUGAUCAAAUUACUGAAUUAAACACUUGUACUCAUACUAUCGAUGUUCACUAUUUAGGAAAUGGCUAAUCAGCACAAUGACAUCAUGACACGACUGAUCGGCUGGUGACCUCACAAGAAAACAAACUCAGGAACCACUGUUUGAAUGGCCGUCAAUGGAGAAAGAUGCUGUUGAAGCCAUAUAGUGUAGUUAUGACAUCUACCAGCAGGGGUUAAUUGGUUCCUGCUAACCAGCUAAACCUCAACCACUCUACAAAAACGGUAGAUUUGACAAAUUAGCUUUUGAUUGAGAACUUAAAUUAGAAAGAGCUUUAUUGCUACUAAACAAAUAUAACAUAAAUAUAGAACAAGUAAAUAGGAAAUAACAAUAUAUACACUACCAGUCAAAAGUUUGGAAACAUUACUAUUUAUAUUAUGUAUAUUACAAAGUCUC
Megalobrama amblycephala (Wuchang bream) is the source of this 1367-nucleotide messenger RNA. Its product is annotated as CMRF35-like molecule 7. Bases 125 to 1003 code for a protein of 292 amino acids. NCBI's taxonomy places the organism in Eukaryota, Metazoa, Chordata, Actinopteri, Cypriniformes, Xenocyprididae. The transcript is spliced from 6 exons. The record is from RefSeq and is a predicted model, not a curated record.